AUUAUUCAAUAUACAACUGUUCAGAUCAUUACUUGUACUAAACUAUACUAUUAGUGAUUUCCUUCAUUUAGUGUGAACCACAGUCUGACAAUGGAACCUAUUAAUGGAUAUCCUAAUACUAUAUUAUCUGAGAAUGAUACUGAUAAAUCAUUAGAAGCAUUAAAAAAGUUCAAUGCAAAGAAUAGUGGCGCUUUCAUUUUUGGCAAAAAUGACAUGCAAGAAAGAAAACUAUUUGUCUCACAUUUAUUGGAUAUUUUAAAGUCUUCUCUGGAUGGUGGAAGCACCUCAGAAUCUGAAUAUGUGUUGGAAAGCCUUUCUGCUCUAGUCGUAAUGUCUAGAGAUCAUAUGUCAAUGAAUGGAAGAUUUUUGAAUCGAGAAACAUGGAAGAUAUUGACAGUGAUUGCUGGAUUACUGGAUAAAAAUGGGAAGGCAAUGACGGUCAUCGAAACGUCUAAGAUACUGUUUACACUUGCUAGUAAAUGUCUAUGCAAUAUCAUGUUCAUUUCAAAAGAUUCGCAAGGUUAUUGUUGCGACGAUGAACUUAUAAAAGGCAUUUUGCAACGUUUGAAAUCUCUGGAUCCCAAAGAUGAAUCAAAUGAUACUGAAGUUGAAUUUUUAACACUUCGAUUGCUGUUUCUCGUUUCUGUGCUCAAUGUGCAAGCAAGAACAAAGAUUAUUGAAAACCACGAGGGUAGCCGAGUCUUGUUGGAUUAUUUGAAUUCGAAAUUGACAUCAUCAAAAAGAGUUGUUAAACCUACGCCAUGUAUCAGAGCUAGUAUUUCUCCUGCACAUGCAAAAUCCUGUUGUGAAAUAUUAAGAACACUGUUCAAUUUGAAUCUGAAAUAUCGGCAUGAAGAAAGUCAAGUAAAGGAAGAAAGAAUUACUAUUGAAUUUGAUGAUUUGACAUCAAUUUGUCGUAAAUGUUAUUUGGUUCAAGCAGGUGAUGACAAAGUUUUGACGGAGAAAUUACAUGGUGACGCAGGAAAUUGUUUAUACACUGUGCCCAGAUCUUGUUUACUUGAUGAUACGAUAAUUCCUUUAAUUGACAAGUAUGACCCUGAUGAUGUGUUUUCAUACAAUGGCGAAGACAUCCCGCAAUGGGAGGAAAGAGAUCUCAGUGCUGUUUUGAAUAUUUUAAAGAACCACAUCAGCCGUACAUCAAGAUAUGUCCAGAAAAUAUUGAAGAAUUACGUUAUCCCACCACGUAAGGAUUUUGAGCAUCGUCCUGAAGUUGCCAGAAUUCGUAAUAAAUUGAUAAAGCUUUUCACACAUGCUAACACAGAAGUAAAAGCGGCUGCUGCUGAUUUUGUGUUUGUCUUGUGCAGAGAGAAGGUGGAGAGACUUGUUAAAUACACUGGUUAUGGAAAUGCUGCGGGAUUGCUUGCAAGCAGGGGGUUACUCGCAGGAGGCCAGGGAGAUACAGUUUAUUCUGAUUGUGAUUCUGACUCUGACACAGAAGAAUAUUUAGAAAAUGCAGAGAAAAUUAACCCCAUUACUGGUCACAUUCCACCUAAUAUUCCCAAUCCGAUGGAAGGUAUGUCAGAAGAACAGAAAGAAUAUCUUGCUGUUCAAUUAGCAAAUCAGAUUUCGAAAUUGUCAAGUGAUGAUAUUAUCAAACCUGUAUGUAUCGAUCCAGAUACUGGUAAUCUGGUUCCUUUUCAACAAAAAGUCCACAAUAUGCAAUUACCAGAAGAGAAAGAUUCUGAUGAAGACAUUGAUUGAAGAUUACAGAUUGACAUAAUAUAAGCUUUUUGCAGCAAAAUUUUCUGAACUCAUCUUCCUUUAAAUAACUAACAAAAUAUUGCGAUAGGAAUGGAAGUUCAUUAUUUGAGAAUAAUUUGUCUUAUUAUUAUAUCCUGGGUAAAACUUAUGUUGUGUGAAAUGCAAAACUAACCUCGAAUAAAAUUUUGGACACUAUCUUUUGAGGCUGAUAUGCCAACCAUUGGCACCUUGGAGGCAUUCCUGUAUCUUAGUCCAGCUUUAACUGUGAUAGUUUUGAAGCAAAUUGCUUUAUUUGUAAAAACAUAUUUCAAGUCUGUACAUUUUUUAAUGCAUAUAUGUAAUUGUGCCCAUCUGUUGCCCGUUUUCUCUUUUUUAAUUCUAUGUUUAAUGAAAUUUUAUGCUGCAUUCACCAAGUUAUUUGUUUUGAGGGAAUCAUGUCUGUUUUAGUAAUCGUUUCUUAUGAAUUUAGUUUUAUUAUUUGAAUAAAAAAAUUUUCUCUGUCAGUUGUUUCAAAAUAAUAUUCAUGUCAUUUCUUGCAAUAUAUUAAGUCAAUUAAUGCGUCACGUAUGCUACCAACUUUCCUAAAAAAAGGUUUUUUAAGCUAUAUGGAGUACUAGAAUUCUGUGUAGUGCAUCGAGUAUUUGCAUUUUGUUGCGAUAUUAGAUUAAGAACUAAAUUCUGACAUAUCUUACACAAUGUUAAUUUCUGUAUAUUAGCCAGCUUCUGCAAAAUACAAUCAUGAUAUGUAUAAGUUGGCAAGAUUUUUUGCUAUAUUUUGUAUCCAGUUAUAACCUAUUCUUUUGUAAGGUGUUGUUUGAUCACUCGUUUUUGCCUAGUAGAGAUUAUUGUCCAUGGGAGUCAUUAAGUUUUUUUUUUUUUUUUUAUGUUUAUGUGUUGUAUCAUUGUUUGAAGUUUCAAAUUACUCAUUUUACAAAUUGCUCAAUAGAAUAACAUGGACAAAGAUUACAGUCCAGCUCGCCAUCAGUUAAAAAAAUAACUUAUCGAAGGAUGAUAUUUCACUUUAUGUGGUUCACUUUAUGUGGCAGUCUUUUUGAAAUGGCUAUUUUGUGAUGUUAUGACUUAUUUUCAGUAUAUUCAAAGUAUUCAGAUGUUUUGCUGUUUUUCAUCAAUAUUUUCUACAUUUAUGUAUAUAUAGCUUCCACAUGUUCUUCAUGUAACGUAUCUUUUUUGUAUUUUUGUGAUAUUAUAG
Molecule: messenger RNA, 2932 nt
Organism: Styela clava
Lineage: Eukaryota; Metazoa; Chordata; Ascidiacea; Stolidobranchia; Styelidae
Source: RefSeq, a predicted model, not a curated record